Molecule: messenger RNA, 4690 nt
Organism: Caenorhabditis auriculariae
Lineage: Eukaryota; Metazoa; Nematoda; Chromadorea; Rhabditida; Rhabditidae
Source: the annotation of a GenBank genome assembly
AUGGCCGGCCCAACAGCCUUCGCGCGAUCGGCCCAGGCCCAAAAAGCGCAAAUCUCCUCCAAGUUACAUAGAUGAAACGGAAAAGUGCCUGUGAGGACCAGAGGAAACUGAAAAGGUUCCUCUAAGCUCCUAAAAUGAUGUAAAUUAGCUUUUGAGCUGUUUGUUCCAUAACCUCGGUGGAUCUUUUUCGAAUCCGCAGGAAUCUAUUGAAUUGCUUUCCAGCCCCUUUUUGUUGAAGGAUGUGAAAAAGGUGCAAAAGUGAUAAAAAAAGAUACAAUGAGGACCCUUAAAAGUCUUUUUUUUCGACAAAAGAAGUUUUGAGGAACUUUUUCGUUUUGCCCGACAUCAGACUUUCCAACAGAAAAUUCAGUUUCAUUUUUCGAUACAGUUAGCGGAUUCAGUACUCUUAAGUGAUCCCUAUAAGUGCUCAGAAUCGUACGGAGCACGGCCGGUUUGUGAUGCCUGCAUGAUGUUCGGCGGAGAGAGUCGAUUAGUAAAAAAAAAUUAGAAUUAAAUGCUUAAGGUCUGUAUUAGCGUAGUAGUUACUGUUGAAUUUUCUAAAAUUUUACUUCCUAAUGACGUAAAAAAGUAAUGAUGGGGUCAGGGAAAUGUAAAUUCGUUUUAUCCGCUGAUUCAUUACGUUGUUUCAUAGUUGGUUUUUGAGUUAUUGAUAGUUGUGAAACACCUAACUCGAGGCAAGUUCUAAAGUCCUGACUUCAUGAUAACGUUUAUCUCUGUUUCUUAACUUUUGGCGAGGUAGACCUCUUCAGAAAAAAGCUACUGGAGUUCCGGAGAUCUCUUCAGUGUUAAGCUUUCAGGUGGAGGCGUGACCACAGGUUGGGCGGAGCUAGGAAAGAGAGAGAAAGAGGGAAAGGGUGGCAGGAGGGUCUCUACUGCGGAAAACCUUUCUCGAUCUUCUUGUUCGUGAAGAAAGUGGGAAGCAGCGCGACGUCUUCUGAACUUGAUGCGGUGGUUGGCGGUGGUGGUGACGUGGCUGACGACGUCGUCAAGUUUCCCGGCCAACGGCUACCUCCAGGACUCCUGGGCCAUGUUCUCUUCCGAAAGGCCUGCCGCUCCUCGAUGUCUGCCUAUUCCUAGCAACUUAUCCAUUUGCAACGGAAUCGAGGUAGGUUCUUUUUUUUAAAAAAUAAGCGGAUAGAAUUUUUGCUCAAUUGAAAAGUCUAUUAUUUAUUGCUUUCAGUCUCUACAUUUUCAAAUGGAUUAUUUGAUUGGGUUAGCCGACUUAUUUGAUUACAGAACUUUCUUUGAUGAGACAGUAUCAGAAACUUUUGACGCGUUUCUUAGUUCUUUCUGAGCUCUCUUUCUGGGGGCUUUCUUAUUCAACACAAAAAUGUUUGGUUUAUGCUAAUAUUCUCGAUUUGAAUCGCGAUGAGAACAAGCUCUAUUAGUGUUUACGGGUGCAUCCUGGAAAAAGCAGGUGCGACGCGAAGCGGAAGCGUUGUCGCGCAUGAACGAGCUCAGCUCUGUGGAAUAUCCAUAAUCAUAACAAUGGGAAGGCUGUUGCAGUACGAGCAGAUGCGACUUCCAAAUCUGCUCGACCACGAGACUGCCGACGAGGCGAUCCACGCGUCGCGCGACUGGGAGUCGCUUCUGCGACUCAACUGUCAUCCAGACACACAGGUCUCCGGUUUUCAAAGAUUCCUUCGAAUUUCCUUCGGCUUCAGCGAUUUCUGUGCUCUUUAUUCGCUCCAGUCUGCCUAAUGGCCAUGGACCGAGAGAUUUUGCCGUGCAAAUCCUUGUGUCUCGCAGUAAAGCAGGUGACCUUUUUCUGUUGGCCUCAGCUUCAUUUCUCAACGCGAUCUUUUCCAUCUAUCCAAAUACUUACAGUGCAAUUUUGGGUUAGCCGAUAUAGAAACGUUUUCAAUUAUUUGAAGCGAAUGUUUCAAGAAUUCUUUUUCCUCUUGGUGAAUGAUAUCGAAUUCAGAGAAUGUACACCAUCAAAAAGAACAUCCAAAUGAAGGGAAGGAAAAGAAAAAUGUAAUGAAAAACUGAAACGAUAAUCGGAGUUUUUUUUGCCUUUGUGACGAAUUCGAGAAAUAGACAGAACAUUUUUUCAGCGAAGAAACAUUUUAGGCGCAUCAAAGGAAAGCCGAUUUCUAAAGAAUUUAGACCAGUAUGAGGUCAAAUUUAAAGUUAAUUUGUAAGGUGAACAAUUCAACACAUUAUUUCAAAUCCGAUAAUUUCUUCUGUUUCGUCUGAGACAAUUUAAUUUAGUUGAAGCCAUUUUUGUCGGGGGUUUGUCAUUUUUUUUUCGUCAGUUUUGAGAUGAAGGAAGAUAAUUGCAGGGCUGUGAAGGAAGGAUGGCGACCUACGGAUUUCCUUGGCCGGAGAUGCUUUCCUGCGAGAAGUACGCCGACGACGACAUGUGUAUCCAGCCGGUCACCACCGCCAAACCCCCAGGUUCGGUGCCGAUCCUCGCAGGUUUACAAUUGCUACAUUCCUUUUUCCAGUUGAUCUUCGAGAUCCUUGUUGAGCUCUCAACUUUUUGUUUCGUGCAAACUCUUGACCCACUUCCUUUCAGUAUUAUUAGCACAUUUCCUAAGCACUUCACACUUUGGCUCCUACAAUUAACACCUGCAACUACCAAAAUUAUAUUUGUAGAACCUUUUCUGUCUUCAUUAAAGUUCGAAAAGCAGUAGUCGAACACAAAAAAAAAUUAUAAAUAGAAUGGCGAGUUGAGAUCUGCUGACUCAAAGCCGCGACACCACAUCGUCCUUUAUUUUCUUAAACAAUCGCGUUCGUGCCAUCCGCGUCCUUUUUUUUUCUCUACGCCUUAUAAACUAUUCGAUCCUUUUUCUCUCUUUUCUGUUUAUUUUAUGCUCUGUGAGUUUCUAGAAAGAAAUUUUCGUGGGCUCAGAACGGAAACAAAAUUUCUCAAGUGAGCUGGCGACCUUUUGAUCAGAAAAACUUUUCCAGCGGUAUCUUUUCCUCGCUUUUUGAGUGAGGAGUACCAUUAUGAAGUUUCAUUGAAUAGAGCCACUGUGAAUUAUUUUGGCUGAAGCAUAAAAAUUCAUAAAUAAAUGUUUUGAAAUGCUUGGUACCGGACAAAAAAGACGAAAAAAUGGCGUAGUGUGGAUAGCUGGGGGCUCGAUUCUUCGUUUGUCGAUAAGUGAUUGACAUGCGGCUCGCUUUGAAGUUGCUCCGAGUCAGUGGGUGCCCGCGAAAUUUGAAUGAUUGCCUUGGGAGCUCAGCCACACGCAUUUCUCUGCUGAUCCCAGACUCGCUCAAUCAACUGUUUCUUCUGUUUGUUUUGUCUCCUGGGGGAGAAAGAAAACGGAAAAAAAAGUUGAAACUGACAAUUUUCGAAUUUCUAUCUCGAAGUUUUUUUUUUAAAUUCGAAAAUUCCGAGCGAAGUAACUUUCCUCUUCUUCCGCAAAAAAGGUUUUUGUAAGCUUGGAUUUGAAUAGAUUCUCUUUCUGAAGCUCUUUUUUUCUUUGAAUUAUGAACUUGCGCACACUACAUGAAACCAAACGGCUAAAAGUCUUAAAAUAAAUCUGACAGCUGGGGCCAAUUCUCAUAUUCGAUCAACCUGCUCCAACUUUCGGGAUUCGCUGAAGGUUGCCUUGAUGAUGAGCCAACUAUUAACUUUUAGGAGAUUAUUUCGGUACGCUAAGAUUGAUCUAGCCAAUUCAUUUUCAAAACGUUUUCAAAGAAGUGUCGGUGUGCCGAAGAAUAGGAUGACCGCCGCGGCGACUUGAAAGCAAUCUAGAAUUACGGUAGCCGAGGUGUCGUGUUUCAGGAGUCGCGACGUGCGCCGCCUGCUCGCAAGUCUCUACCUACGAGAACCUCGUCGACCACUUUUGUCGUAGUCAUCUCGGUCUGGUCUUUGUCAGGGAAAAGAAAAGAAUAAAUUGACUUUUUCAGUGGUCAAGGCGAAAAUCGGCGAAAUGACCAACACGCACAUCAGUGUUAGGAACGGCCGGAGCCUCAAGAAGGGAGAUCGUCGGCGAAGCGUCGCCCAAACCGGUCAGUUAACAUUCGAAUGGGAAGGAGAGAGUUCGAAUGAAGAUAUUCGGCUGACAACGUCUACUGAGGGCUGUCCUUGCAACAUAACCAUCGGCCGAAACCAGAAGAUGCUCGUCAUGGCGAGCAAGUCAGACGACGGCUCAUUCACCGCCAAUCUCAUUCUUCCCUGGAACAAAGAAAAGGUGCUACUUUUACUCCUUAUAACUCGACUAGGUGCCCUUUUCUACGCUAUUCUAACAACCGCACAAUUGAAGAUAUUUUAUUAGUUAUUUUGAACCCUGGAAUAUUCAAAUUGUUCAGUUGGAGGUGAAGCAAUCUCGCAUAAAUUUUUGCAAAAAGCUCGCUUUGAAUAUUAUUUUACAGUUUGAACCCCUCAUAUAAGAACAUUAAGACCGUAAAAUUUGAUUGAACGCAUGCGUGAUUCGAGGCGGAAAGUCUAGUCAGAAAAAAAAGCUCAUAUAUUCAAGAUUAAAAAAAAAUUUUUUCGAAAUUUUCAUAUUCAACAGAAUCAUAAAGAUUCUCAAAUAUGACUGCUGAAAAGUUUGCAUACAUAAUAGAGUUGCAGAACUUCAAACGCGCCGUCCACCAGUUCCAGAGACUCAAUUGCCAGUCGCUGGGCCGUGAGAUCCGUGAAAGUGCGUCGCGUCGACCACACUACUACGAGAUGCGACGACACAAUACGGGCCGCUUCGCGUUACUGUAA